GCUGGCGGUACAUGGGACCAGCGCCGUCGUCGUUGCGCGUCCAUGGCGAGUUCCGGCAGUUCGUCCGUCAAUGGGAUAUCAUGGAUGUCGCGGUAGCACGAAUGAAGUACAAGCUGCUCACGUUGCGGUUCUGUGUCAACAUGGAGCAGCUCUCACGCAUCUUGGGACGUCAAUUACCCGACCCGCUUGUGACUCUCAUCUUCCAAGUGUUUGCGCCGAAAAGCAUUCGCAUGGCGCCGACAGUACCUGUGGUCGACGUCUUUGAAGUUUUUGCGGGUCUAAUCUUGGUGUGUCAAGCGACCUUGUCUCAACGAGUUGCCUCUCUCUUCGAUCUCGCCGACGUUCAGGGAAGAGAAGCACUGAGCAGCACUGAACUGUCCAUUUUGCUUUGCGCUGUGGCGCGCAGCAUCGUCAAGUUGACGUCGCCGCCGUAUCUUAUCAUGCCCGAGACAGUGCAGCAGUUUGCCUUGUCGUGCAUAUCCGAUCAAGCCAAACGAGUCGACUCAAUUGACAAGUCAACAUUUUGCACAUGGGCACUCAACAAUGCGCUCUUUACUUCGUACAUUCGCGUGUGCACUGGUCAAGACUUGCCUCGCCUGUACGUUGGGCUGGAGAAGGCGAAUGCGUUGGUCGGAUACAUCGAGUUCGACUCGAUUCCCCACAUGCAAUCGACAUCUGUCGACGGCUUACGCAAGCUAUCGGUGUCGCAGCUCGGCUUGGUACUUCCCCCCGACUUCGGAUUCUUGUCGCAAGGUCGAAUGGUGGCGAAAUCGAAAGAAACGAAUGUCAAGGCGUGGAGUUUAAUUCCAUUUGCGGUCCUGGGAACACCUGGCAUGCACGUGGACGACCCGGUCUACCGCUCAAAGGCAUUGCUGGCAGGAACUGCAUCGAACCCCCAUCCAAAUGAUCGCCCGCUUCAGCCCUUUCAGUUCCGUUAUCACUACCACUUUGUCGAAUCCCACGGACUCCGCGUUCAAACGAUUCAACCGGUGGCCAGACACCGGCACUUUCGGUUGCGAGGAGAACGCGUGUACUGGCGACCAAGCCAGUACUGGUGCGGCGACUGGAUAGUGAACCAGUCACGCAUCGCGUCGAAUUCUCGCACGUGCCUCCGCCAGAAACUCAAGAAACAACAACUCCUGCCGUCUCGGGGCAUGGUUGUGAAGGACAUAUAUGGCAGAAUCGUGUCGAACAACCCAAAAUUGCCCCAUGUGCAGUCCAAACUUCGCCUCCUCGCGCUUGACACCCAGCUUUCGAAUGAUACGUCGUCGGGGGACGUUCAAGCAUCUGCAAUGAUUGUCGACAUGGCUGGAGACAAGAAGAUGGUGUCGAGAGGCCACUCGCGCAUCGUGGGCGCGCUACGACGAUCCAAAAUGACCCAAACCACCAAGGAAUGUGCAAAAUGGACGGUCAUCGACGCCCGUGCAGCCUUGCCCAACGAAUGGUCCUCGACGACCACGUCACUGUCGUUGGAGAGUGACCAAGUGCAAGGAUUCCCUGUGGUGUGGAUUCGGCCGUUGUCGGAACCGACGCCGCCAUCCCUCGACGACAUUGACAUCUCCAAGAAGAACCCGACCCUACAGAAUCUACUGCAAGCGAUCAUUCAAACACUUGCGGACAAGCGCGCUAUCAAUGCGCAAGAUGUGUUUGGUCGGACGUUGAUGCAUCAUGCUGCCGUGUAUGGCCACUACCGUCUUCUUGACGUCCUCUUGGCCGAGCACGCGCUUGUGCAUGUCACCGACAGCCAGCACAACACCCCGCUUCACGUGGCCGCCAGUCGUUGCCGCUUAAAAGAAGUCAGUGCAUUGCUCACGAACGGAGCGUCGACGACAGCGUUAAAUGUUCACCACCAACUACCGCUGCACUUGGCCUUGUACUCGGCAAGUCGACAGCGCAACAAGGUCAAGUCGAACGACGUGUUAACCAAGUACACUGUCAUGGAACAAGUCGUGGAUUUGCUGUGGGAUCGCACGCCGUCCGAGUGGUGGCACGUUCCAGACGUGUACGGCGUCACCAUCUUCGAGUUGGAGCAAUCGAUUUUCGGCGACAUGUUUGAAGCAGCACGCGCGGGCUUGGUUCCUCGCAUCCAACACUUGCUCGAGUCGAAAAAGGUUCGCGAUAUCAACACACCCAUGUCUGUGUUGCAGCGAACGGCGCUCCAUGAAGCGUGCGAGCGGGGCCGGUACAAUGCGUGCGACUUCUUUGUACGGCAUGGUGCCGAUGUUUUUGCGCAAGACUGGAAGGGGUCUACGCCGCUGCACGUGGCAGCCCCCCGGGGAUAUGAUAAAAUUGUCGAGCUUCUCGUGCACCAGUACCCGACAUCUACGCUCGUGCAAGACAUUAGUGGGAAAACAGCGCUGCAUUUGGCGAUUGAAACAUCAAAAACCAGCGUCGCGAUGUAUUUGAUCCGACGCAUGUCCAACCUUCAAAUCCAAGACGCGAGUGGGUACACGCCCCUGCACGUGGCGUGCUUGGUAGGAAACAAGGACGUGAUCAUCGCGCUCUUGGCUGGAGGGGCGAACCCAUCCUUCUGCCGUCUCAGCAUCCCAUCGCCCACUGCCGGCCCUGCCAAACGUCUCAAGUCGCCGCACUUGCUCGGUUUGUACUGGAAACGGCGGACUGGCACGACAGUUGUGAUCGAGCACUGUGUGGAAUGCUUGAUCCGGGGAUGGGCCAUCAAGCUUUUCACGCCUGACUCGGCAACGUACUUUGACUUAUUCAAACUUUUCUUGCAAACCGAUGGAGGCUGGUCGCUGCAUUCCACCGACUGUACGAACCAACCGAUGGUGCAUCAUGUCGUGGCUCGGCUCGCAAACAACCCGAGCAUCGUUGUGCAAUGUCUGGAAGAACUCGCAAAAGUCCACUUGCUUUCGAUCAACCAUCAGGACCCCCACGGCAACACACUACUUCUUCAGGAAUGUAAACGUGUGUGCUUCAACAAAACCACGGCAUCGCUCGCGGUGGUGCGAAGCCUCCUUCACCAUGGUGCAAAUCUGCACCUGGCCAACAAUGCACAAGAGAGCCCGAUGCAGUGUGCCGCGUUCUUUGGGCACGACGCCUUGUUGGAGCUUCUAUUGGACACUGUGACGCCAGACUUUCUCGCUAAGAGCGCCCAGGUCUCCAACUCCCCCCUCCAUUUGGCAUGCCUCGGUGGCCACGUCUCAACGAUCCAAAUCCUGCUGUCUUGUGGAGCUGUCUUGAAUGGAUGUGCUGAAGAACCCCCCCUCUGUUAUGGCAUCCGAUCGGGCAAACCCGAUGUGGUGCAGUUCCUUCUCCAUCGGGGUGCGGAGGUCAAUAUAUGGUGCCCCCUCGCCCGCACAAUCCAUAGCUUUGGCCACGUGAGUCGUCUGUACGAACCCGUCGACAUGGGAUCGCCCUUGACUUUGCUCCUUCACCUUGUACCCUCGCGGGUGUUUCAACUCCCAACGUAUGAUGUGCCUCCAACCCAGCCAGAGCUCCUCGCCGAGAACCAGCAUAUUUAUCUCUCAAAGCAAGAACUUGCCCAUCGGGAUAUUUGGCGCUCGUGGCAAAACAUCGGCAACUUGCUGUGCACGAAACUCCACGAGAUUGACUCAGCACUAAGAGUCCAUGUAUACGCUCCCGACAUGACGCGAGCAUGCGAAUUGGGCUUUUGGGCAAUUGCGCACCAGCUCUUGACCACUCGUCGCAUAAGUUUUCCUCGAAUUUGCGAUGACGUGGGCGAGAAAGAAGCCAUCCACCACGCCGCUGCGGCCGGUCAAACUGCGAUCGUCUCAGCGUUGGUGGCAAGCGGUGUAAAUCCAAACGUCCGAGUCAAACACAUAACACGGCCGCUGGGUAAACGCAACGCCCAACCCGCGAAAUUUGCCGUUGGGCCACUUUAUUUCGCAUAUUCUCGCGGCCAGUUGGUGACUGCCGCAAAGUUGCACGUCCUUGGCAGCACGAUGGAGAGCUUGCCGACAUUGCGGUCAUCAAUUGUGCUCAACGGUGGUCUGAAUGGCUGGAUGAAGCUGCAGUACAUCGUCGGCCGUCGUCGCGAUUGCCUGCUAUAUAGCCAACACGCCAACAUGGUGCGGCAUCUCGAGCAAGCUGUCCGUCUUCAGUGGUCGCUCGUGCAUGUGGCUUGCCAACGAGGUUCCUUGCACCUGCUCCAAUUCUACUUCAAGGCGGGCAUGUCGCUCCAUGAUCUUACCCCGAAUGCUGGACACACGCCUUUGACACUAGCUAUUCAGUCCCAGCAACUGGAAUUGGUCGAGUGGAUCUGCGAAAACCAUCCCGCCGCGCUUCAAGUAAAAGCUCCCCACUUGCCGCUGCCAACGGCAUGUGGGCUUGCAGCCAACAGUUCAGUAAAACCAGCAUUGGUAAAACUCUUGCUGCAUCACAGCCUGCUUGCCGUGUCUGAUGCGGGGGACGACGGUCACCAAGCUCUCGACCGAGCCGCUCUCGUUGGAGACUCUGCUGUGGUGGAUCACCUCAUCUCUGUAGCUCACGCCAAACCGACCAUACAAACGGUCGUUGCGGCCCUCAGCGGUCAAAAUGGCGACUCCAUCGCUCGCAUCGCAGCGUCGUGGCGCUCCAUGGAAGGCGCAACGUUCGACCACCUUCUUCGCAUCUUCAUCCUCGCGUCGUCACAAAGUCAGUGGUCACUCUUGCACCAUCUCUUGAUGAUGACCGAGGCAGCAGUCGAUCCCGUUGCGACGUGGAUCCGACGGGCAGCGUCUUGUUGCUUGAUCAUGCAUCGCGCGGCGGCGGCGAACCAAAUGGAGGUGGUCAAACUGUUGUUGCGACAAGGUGUCCCCGCCGAUCUGGUCGUCGUCGAAAUCCCUGGCACGAAAUCGCCAAUCUGGUAUGCUGCCAUCCAUGGAGCCCUGGACUCGUUCUUGGCCCUCGUCUUGCACUUGCCGCCAACCCAGUCGUGCCUUCCAGCACUUUUCCAACACCGCACAACAAAGGUGGCGCUCAAUUGCUUGUCCUUGCCGCUUCACUCCAUUGAAACGACGGAUGUUGUCCGCAUCGAUGGCUGUGAAGCAUGCACGUGGCGAAAUCUGUCGGGGCUUUCCUGCUACCAAACCGACGCUACCAAGCCAUUGCGAAUCAUCCACCGGUGCAUCCAAUACUGGAUCGCUCACAUUCAGCAGCAGCCGCAAAACCAAGACAACCAAACGCUGCUGCACUUGGUGGCCAAGUCGGGUGACCUUGCGACUGUGCAAGCCGUCGUCCAAAGCGGAGCGUCCCUUGAGGCCAUGAACAACUACAUGCAGUCGCCAGCGAUGAUAGUGGCCCAACGGCGCGAUGUCACGGGGACAAGAGUACUCGAGUUCAUGUGGCCGAUGUUGUCGGAGGACCAGAAAGCGAAAGCAUGUCAAGCCUGCACACAGGUUGAUCCACUCAACUUGGCGACGCUGCGAUUUUGCCUGCAAGAGACCAAGUUCUGCAAAGAGAUGACGUAUGCGUCAUCCAUUAUGUCUGGAAACAAGCCUGCAGUCGACCUCCUGCUUGCGGCAAAAGUCCCCAUCGAACGCACCGUGUGGCAAACCCUUGUGCUGGUGCUCCAGUCUCGACAAGGCAAACACUGCCAAGGGAUGGUCGAGUCGUUGCUGCCUGUUCUGGACGUGUCGGUGUCAUUGCCGCUGGUUGCGAGCAUCGCGUCGUGCGCGGCAAACUUCCACUGGUGGAAAAUUGUCCGACGCUUGCUUCAGAUGUUCAAUGUGCCGUUGACCAGAGCACUCAACGUGUCUCCACAGGAAACCGAGUCAAACGGCCGCCAGUCCACGAUGCACGUGGCCGUGUCGUGUGGCGAGCACCACGUCAUUCAGCACCUACUCCAACAGGGUUGGGACUUGACAAUUGACCGCAAAGGCCAAUCGCCUCUGCACGUCAUUGCUUGGAUCGGCGACACUGGGUUGUUUCAACUGUUCCAGCGGUUCGUUUCAAAGGAGCGCUUGGUUGCUGUGCUGGACACGAAAGACUCGACAGGCUAUACCGCUCUGCACAUCGCUGCGAUCCGAGGUCACUUAGCAAUCUUGGAAGCCUUUCAAGCUGCAGGUGCCAGUGCAGAAAUCCGCACUGCACAGGGGUGGACCCCAGCAUUGCUAGCUGCCAAACACAAUCAGCUCCACAUCGUCAUGCAAUUUGUUUUGCAAAAGCCUGCUCAUGCCUUGUUGGAAACCUUGCAAGGCGAGCCGAUCGCGGUCGUCGCAGCCAAGUUUGGAGCGUUCCGCAUUGUGAGUUGGCUCCUCUUGACUCUCAACAUGACCCCUCCAGCUGUGCAAGCCCUUGUCUCGUCCGAUGGGUGCACUCUGGUGCACUAUGCAGCCCUGCACAACCAGCUUGCGUUUUUGGCGUCGAACACGUGCCUGAGCCAGUGCAUCAAUACGAAGGACUCAUAUGGGUGUUUGCCACUGCACUAUGCUCUCAUGCAAGGACGGUUGGGCGUGAUUCAGUACUUGUGCUGGAAUGGAGCUCACGUUCAUGGCCCGAUUCAAAGCCCCUUGAUUAGUUCGGCAUCGUUUGACAUCGCGAUGGUUUUGACGUGGUCCCCACUCCCCGGUUGGUUUUCCCAUCUUCUGACAGCCCCCGUCCAAGUACCAGCGCAAGAUGCGCCGGCGUGGAAGGUCAUCAACCCUCGCCAUGUAAACCUCCGAACCUGGAACUUCCCGACGUCGUCGCUCUUGGAGUUUGCGACCGCAACAGGCCUCGCGACCACGGUCUCGUUCGUCAUGAGCGUCCUGCGCUACUUGCCGAUGCUGUGUGCCGGAACCCUCGACGUUCGCCAACGCAUCUUCAUGUCGGCUGUGUCGUUGAACCACGUUGAUGUUGUCGACAUCCUUUUGACGUCGGAUGUAAUCCACGUGAUUGAAGACCCCCUCGACCACACGCAAAUUCAGUGUCAAUACUUUGGCGACUUUGUCGACAUUGCGAUUCAGCACAGCGCCCACCGUGGCCUGGAAGCGAUGACGUUGUGUCUGCUGCGCCAUUGGAAAGGCAGCGUCGGGCUGGGCCACGGCAAGGACACCGAGUCCACGGCCGACUUUGCCUUCCAAUUUGCUGUCGUUCUGCAGUACGCAUGCAUAUUUGGCCGCGUCAACUUGAUCCGGCACUUGGUCGCGCGAGGCGGGUCGACGAUCUUGGGCUACCGCGUCGACGAAGGUCCUGCUCUCGUGUAUGCGUUUGCAUUUGGCCAACUCGAUGCUGUGAGGGUGUUGAUGCAAUUGGGAGCUGAAAUCAGCGCGCUCGACACGUACCACGCCCCAUCGCUCAAGCGGUGGCUGGAAUUCAAAGAGCCCUCGAUGGUGCAAAUCGAAUGGCACGACCAUCCAUCGCCACCCACCAAGCCAUCACGUCGGCGACGGAAAUUUUGUGGGCCAGUCGAACGAUACGAUGUCGUCGAGCGACUACCUCGGGACAUGCUCGAGGCCAUCGUUCACGCGUUCUUGUAAUUUGCGCAACUACUCUGGAGCAGAACGAUCAUCGCCCGCUUUCCGAACGGCCCUGUUGAAAGAGUUGACAUGGAUAUCUAUUGAAGCUGCGCCACCUGCCAGGCAAAACCAAAAUGCUGGGUAGUUAGUUCUCUAUGCAUGUGCGCCAAACUACAUUAGAGCUGUGUGCAUGUACACGUCUGGUAUGUCCUGGAAGGCAUGAAUAUCGAUACAAUGGGUGCUGCCGC
This is a messenger RNA of Aphanomyces invadans, 7645 nucleotides long. RefSeq lists its product as hypothetical. Gene Ontology annotation, molecular function: protein binding. The coding region runs from base 12 to 7418 and encodes 2468 amino acids. The transcript is spliced from 18 exons. The record is from RefSeq and is a predicted model, not a curated record. Lineage: Eukaryota; Oomycota; Saprolegniomycetes; Saprolegniales; Verrucalvaceae.